UAAUCGUACAAGUUAUCUUAUACCUAAUUAGUUCUAUAAAUAACAUGGUAUGUACCUAUAGAUAAUUAAUGGUUAAUCAUAGCGAUAAUAAAGUAUAAGAGCCGCAUCAUAAUGUGGUGUUGCAUUUGGCCGGGACUUCACUCCCUUGAGUUAAUCUAAGUUCUUACUUUGGUUCUAAAUUAAUGUCUCUGGCAAAUAUUAAUUCAUCAAUUAUAAUUGCGUUUACGGAGUUCAAAAUCCUUAAUGUUUUUUCUUAUAAGUAAUUUUAUUACAAAGAAAUUCAUAGAAUAACUUUGUAGAAAUUGUCGAGGUCGGAUAUGUAGCCUUUCUCGGUAGAGUUUUGCGUAGCACCGGUGCGUAGAACUUUCGCGGUUCGCGUAGCUCUUUGGCGUAGCGCUACAGCCAAAUUGAAUUGAAUUAAAAUUGACUCGGCAAUAAGUCUCUAUACAAAAUUGUUUCGGUUAUUAUUACUAAUUUAUUUAGAAGUAUUUUUUUAUAUAUUUUUUUUUAUUAUUAUAAAUAAGAAAAUAAAUACAUUUUUCUCCUCUGCGCUCUUAGGUAGGCCGCGAGUGAAAAUACUUUUUAGCUGAAUAGGUCACAUGACAGCAAUCUUCAAUUACGUCUGGUGGGGAGGGGACCCGGAAGAGCGAGAUAGCGCGACUGGCUUAUCCAGGAGAGAUGUUCACCUCAUCAAGAAAACCUGGCUUCUUCUCUACGCCAACCCCGUCAAAAACGGGAUGGAACUUUUUGUCAAGCUCUUUCGCGCCGUGCCUGAAACCCAGGACUUCUUCGCGACCAUCAAAGGGCUCCCCGAGGAAAGACUGGUGGUGAAGAACCAGUUCAAAGCCCAUGUGCUGAACUUCAUGUCUCACCUGAACCUGGCCGUGACCAAUCUUAAUCAACCAGAGAUCGUGGUUCCACUCAUGUAUAAACUUGGAAAGUCGCAUAGGAAUAUACGAAGAGAACAUUUUGAUACACUAACUCAAAUACUGUUGGGCACACUGAGAGAGUCCCUACAUGCCGGAAAUGAUGUCAUAGAAGCAUGGACCAGGUUCAUGACAUUCAUAUACAAACCACUUUUUGAAAGUAUAGCGGAGGAAUAACGAUAUAACCUAAUUAUUAAUAAUUAAAUAAAAAUCUGUGUUUUUGUUACGAUAUUUUAUCGAUGUAAGUAUUCAGAAGAUGCAUGACUAAUGAAUAUUUUGUAUUUUAGUGAUAGUGUUAGUAUGACAUAAUUUUAACCCACAAAAUUAUUAAAAUGGUAACAAUUCUUACAUAUGUAUUAAUAUAUGUUGUCGAUAUUUUCAUAGAAAUAGGAAUAGGUAAUAAAUUAUUCCAGUUCACAUUAGAUUUGCUACCUAUAUUCAUAUGACAUUUGCAUGUAACUAUGUAUGUGCAAAUCUUUUGAAAUAUAUCUGUAUCUAUAUAGUAAUACAAUAUAUUUUUAAUGAGAAAUGAAAUAAAUAGUUAUGACAUUGGUAGUAGCUUUUUUAUCAGUAUCUAUAAGAAAAUGAUUAAACAAAGACACAUAGUAAUAAUUAUUAUUAUGUAGGUAAUUGAUUUGGUAUAACCAAAUUAUGAUCAAGCUACCAGUUAUAAACACACGCCUUAAAAACUUUAUGUCCAGGUCAAUAACUUAAUCGCACUUUAAAUAUUUAGGCUAAUAAGAAUACAUUACUGACAAUAGUCUUCCAAAUUUAACUAAGUAAUAAGCGUUGAAAUUAAUGUAGGUAUCCAUUCAUACUAGUUACUUGAUCAUAAGUACUAUUUUGAUCUAUGUAAAUAAUAAAUAAUUUUAACAUAGAUAUGUAUAAAUUUAAUUUAAUAUUAAAAAUAUAAUCUUUAUGAGGUGUGGCGAUUAAAAAAUAUAACCAUG
Messenger RNA from Amyelois transitella, 1876 nucleotides. RefSeq lists its product as uncharacterized. The record is from RefSeq and is a predicted model, not a curated record. Gene Ontology annotation, molecular function: heme binding; oxygen binding. Bases 600 to 1103 code for a protein of 167 amino acids. NCBI's taxonomy places the organism in Eukaryota, Metazoa, Arthropoda, Insecta, Lepidoptera, Pyralidae. The transcript is spliced from 4 exons.